Molecule: messenger RNA, 2122 nt
Organism: Helianthus annuus (common sunflower)
Lineage: Eukaryota; Viridiplantae; Streptophyta; Magnoliopsida; Asterales; Asteraceae
Product: protein downstream neighbor of Son
Exons: 14
Coding region: 150-1997 (615 amino acids)
Biological process (GO): nuclear DNA replication
Cellular component (GO): nucleus
Source: RefSeq, a predicted model, not a curated record
CAAAACAUCAACCUUUUCACCGCUUCACAUAUCUCAACUCUCACAUUUUUCAUUUUUGCCCUAAUUCUCCGUACAGAAACCGAUCGGCGAACGAUCGGAGAUAGAUCGGCGACCUAGGGUUUAGUUUGACUGCAAUUCGGAUCGGUGAAAUGGCUAAAGUAGCAACUCUAGGACCAAUGAUGCCACCGGCGGCGAAGUCUGCUCUGUUUUCCGGUGGUGUUGACGGUGGAUCGAGUGGCGGUUCAUUGAAAGGAGUCCGUGGAGUCAAAAGGAAGACGCCUUCUGAGUUGAGAAGUGAGCAGUUGAAGCGCAAGAACAUUGUUGAGCUAACGGAUGAAUCUCCGGCACCUGAGCUUGGUUCCAUGCGAACUGCUAAUGUAGUAACAUCUGAACCUUUAAAACCUAUUUUAUCAAGAAAUCCCAGAUACAUCAACACUCGUGUGGAUGAACUGUUUCCUAGUAGGAAAAGUAGUCUGAGGCUUAAAAUGCAAUCUGGAAAAGAAAAUGUUAAGGAAAACAUCACUGCUGAUCACACUGAUUGCUUAAAGAAUUCUUCUUUUUCUUCAAAGCUUGCUGCUGAUAGGCAACCGCAGUGUUCAGGCCCAAAGGAUACACGUGCUUCAACUAAAACUGCACAAUCUCACAUCACAACCAAAAAGUGUAGCAUAAGCACGUUUCGUAGUGUUAUGGACCUGUCAACAGGGGGUGAAAAAUCAUCCGGCUUUUCUCUAGAUAUGGAUGAGGCUUUCAAAGGUCUUGCAGCUCGUCCACCUACCAACAUCUCGACUGCACCUACUGAAUCUUUUGAUGGAAAAACAAAUUCCACAUCAGCAAAUUUUUGCUCAGAGUUUAAUAUAUCUGGCCAUAAAAUUCCACUGGAUUUCACAUUGAAAACUAGCAUGCGUGUGGUUGCUUCAUCCUCAGUUAAUUGGUUUCACCGGAUGAUGAACGAUCACACAUUCAAUGGCUCAACUGCCCAAAUUUCCAAUACAAAAGCUUUGUAUUCUUGGGUGUACCCUCAGAGUACUUUACCUCCUUCUGUCAUAUCUGCAUUAACUUUAUCUUCAAAAGGGGAAGGUCAAACUGAUUUCUUGACCAAACGUCAACUGGCAUGGGAGACCUCAUUUCGUAGUCUUUAUGUCUUGUUACGGAAGAAUAUUUGUAACUUAUUUUAUGUCUGCACAGGACAGUUUGUGGCAAUGUUUACUAACAGCAAUACUUCAACUGAAAGUAAAACUAUCUGCAAUGCUUACGUAUCCCAAUCAACAAGAAACUUGAGGUCACUGUUAAAAGAACAAGACAUCUCUUUUAGUAUGCCUCUGUGCCAUUCUAAAGUGGAGCAAGUAACUACAGAAGACCUCUUUGAGCUCUCAGAGAUUGAAAAGCACAACCUGGGAAUGACUAGGCGUACGGUUUCUCUCUCGGAUGUGGAUAAUACCCCAGAAUCUUUAUUGGUGUUUAGCGAUAAUGAUGUACACGGGUUAUAUGACUUUCUUCUUAAUUACAGGUUUCUUUUACCAUCUCUGAAUAUUCUAGAUGUUCCUUUACUUUAUUCACCAGUACCAUUUGAAAAUGCUGCUGUUUCUGCACCAGAGGUUAAAUGCAAGGAGGUGAGGAAAAUUGAUCAUGUAUCCGCUUUAACUACAAAUCAACCUAACCAUGGCUCAGCUUCUAUUUCCCAUUACGCAAUUGAAAUCAAGGAUGCGUAUCUUCCUCCAUGGUUAACCAGCAGUGUAUGUGAUACACUAAGGUCCAAUGGUGAUAAUAGCUUUGAGGCAAACUUUGUGAUUGAACCCAUGUCAAUCGGUUUGAACGUUGGUCUGGACACGCUUAGCGAGAAGUUCGAGCACAAAGACACACUGGUUGCAGGGUUACAUGACCCAAGUUGCCCGUUUGGUGUCAGAAACACCGUUGUUUCCCAUCAUCUAAGCCAUGGCUUUUUGAAAGGCUUAAAAUACUCCGAUGAUUCUUACGACGUUUCUCUCUCACCAGUUUGAAGUUAUUUUGUUGCAAAAAAUGUGUGCAUGUUUGCAUUCCUUAAACUUAACUUAUAUCCAACAUUGCAGUUGGAUCAACAUUUUCUAAUUUAAUGUAACUUGGUUUAUAUUGUUCUUGGCGUUAA